Molecule: messenger RNA, 2676 nt
Organism: Dictyostelium purpureum
Lineage: Eukaryota; Evosea; Eumycetozoa; Dictyosteliales; Dictyosteliaceae
Exons: 2
Coding region: 1-2676 (891 amino acids)
Source: RefSeq, a predicted model, not a curated record
AUGAUAAGUUUUUUUAAAAAAAAAAAUAAAAAUAAUAGUAGUAGUUUUAGUAAUAGCAGUGGAUCAUUAUCAUCAAGUUCACCUUCAUCCAAUAAUUCCUACUUUUCUUCUUCUUCAUCAACUAUUUCAAAUAACUCUAUAGACAACAAUAUCCCAAAUCAAAAUUCCCCACCACCAAUAAAACAAAGUAAAAUUAGUUUUAAUAAUUUAAACUAUAUAAAUAACAAGGUCGAAUCAAAUAAUAAUAUUAAAAAUAAUAACAAUAGUAUAAAUAGUAAUAAUAAUAUACAAAAUAAUAUACAUAAUAAUAUACAAAAUAAUAGUAAUAGUUCUAAUAAUAACAAUAAAAACCAUGGAUUUACUAACUGUUUACCAAUAUCAAAUAAUAGUUUUUUAACAAAAUCAUGUAUAAAUUUAACUACAUGCAAAAGUGCAUCUAGUUCAUUAUCAUCAAAUAGUUCAAAUAAUUCGGAUGUUACAAAUUUAAAUAACCCAAAUAUAGAAUCACCCAGCAUUAAAGGAUCUAAUAAUAGUACAAUAAAUUCAAAUAAAGAUGAUAAGAAUAAAAGUAAAGUUUAUGGUUCAACAAAUAAAAAUAUAAAUGGAAACAAUACAACAAGUAGUACAAUUUUAGAAAAAGAUAUUUUUCCAAAUGGGAUAAAGAGAGAGAUUAAGGGUGUAAUGUUACUUGGAGAAGGUAAUGACGAUGUUUUAAUUAGAGCAAGAACUUAUAUAAAUCAAUUGGGUGAACUAAACUUUACCAACGAAGAUUUACCUCAAUAUAUGUUUCCUUUUGGGUAUGAUGAAGACUCUCAAGUAUUAAUGCAAUUAAAAACACCAAAAAUACACCCAAUGUCAAAGCACGGUCUAGAUUCAGAUAGUGGGUCCGAAGAUGAAGAUUGUGGAACUACAGCAGCUUUUAAUCAUUUAAAUAAUAAAAACUUUUCAAGUAAAUCAUUAUUAAAAUCAAAAUCAAGCUUAUCAAAUUGGGUACCAGAUAGUCCAAUCAUUUCAUCAUACAAACCACUUAACAUUUCUAAUAACAAUAACAAUAAUAUAUUAAAUAAAAGCAAUCAAAACGAAAAUAUUGAUUUUAAUGGUUUUUCAAUAGAAUCACCAAAUUUAAACUGUAUCGAAUCUCAAAAUGAUAAUCAAGGUCCAACAAUAGAAGACUGUGAUAGUACAUUACCAAUUCCUAUACAUAUUAAUGAUGAAUUAUUUGUAAAGUCCAAAGAUGAAGAAGAUUUUGAAAACCAAGAAAAUUUAAAAACUGAAGAUAUUGAUAAAAUUGAUACAAUUAGGGUCAGCUUUGAUGAUACAACAAAUGAAAAUAUUUCCGAUGUAUGUUUCUCUCCAAUGGACUCCAAACAACUAAAUGAUGAUAUUGUUGGUAAACCUGUGGAGGUUUUAAAUAAAAGAACCCCAUCACCCAUUCAUCAAAAACUUUUUAAUGCAUCGCCUGCAGCUGCAUCAUUUUCACACAAUAUAUCACCAUUAAUCACACCAAUUUCAUCACCUGCAGUUUCAAGAAAUAAAAACAAUUUAAUUUAUAACAGAGUUCAAAUUGAAAAUAAUACACCCAAAUCUUUUCUUGCCUCGUCAAAAGAUAAGAUUGAUACCGAGCUAUUACAAUCAUUGGAGGCAUUAAUCGACUCACCACAAAGAGUUUCUAAUAAUAAAAUUGAAAAGUGUUUUGGUACAUCUCCAAAAGAAAAGAAAAAUAAAUCAAUCGAAGAAGAAAAAAUCAAACAAAAAGAAAUUGAAGACUUUAACAACAAGCAACAUCAACAACUUCUUGAAAAGGUAUCAACUGGUUUGGAAACUUUAAGACUAUCAAUUCAAGAUUUAAAACAAUUAAAUUUAUUAAGUGAAACAGAUGAUAUCAGUAACAAUGACAAAAAAAGUAUAGUUGUAAAUAACAAUUCAAGCUCAUCUAUGACUGUAAACAAUAUUAAAAUAUUUGAAAAAUCAAACAAUAAAGAACUACCCAAAAUAGAGAUCAAUAAUGAAAAAUUUGAAUGCAAAAUAGAAUACCAAAAACAACAAAUUGAAGAAAGAUUUGAUCUAGAUACGAAUGAUGUCUCAUCACUCUCAUCUUUACUUUUAUCACCCUCUUCAUCUUUAUUAUUCUCACCAUGCUCCAAUGGAGCAUUUUUAAAAGAACACGACGAUGAUCCCUUUGAUAUUUACUCACCACCAAACGAAAGCCAUUUUUUAAUAGAUCAUAAUGAAGAUAUUAACUUUGAUGAAAAAGCAGAUGAAAAAGAAACCACUUUAAAAAACCAAGAAAAAGCAUUAAACAAGUCAUCAUCAUCAGUUACAACAUCACCAUCAUCAUCACAACAAAAUUUAGAUAAAAUCAUAAAGAUUAAAAAUAAUUCAAAUAAUCAUCAUUUAUUUAACAAUAGCUUUAUAAAUUUAUUAAAUAAUAAAUCAUUAAUAAACUCACCAAAAGCAUCAUCAUCAAAACCAAACAAAGAAGAGGAAGAAGAACUAUUAGUAUCUCGUAACAAUAGUAAAAGAAAAAUAUUAAUACCAAGUAGAACGUUAUCCUCCUCAUCCUCCUUAUCAUCCUCAUCCUCGACCCUAACCACAACGACAACUACAACUACCACAACAACUACAACCACAACAAAAACCCAAGCAUUUACUCCUUUACCAACAAAGAUUAAAUAA